This is a messenger RNA of Mesorhabditis belari, 789 nucleotides long. Lineage: Eukaryota; Metazoa; Nematoda; Chromadorea; Rhabditida; Rhabditidae. The record is from the annotation of a GenBank genome assembly.
AUGGUUCGAUCUGAGCCACUUGAUGCUCAAAAUGAGGGCGCUGGAGGGUUUGGACGUCGACGAGAGGAUCGUCUAAUGUAUAAAUUGGUGGACAUGCAUGGAGGAGGAGAGCUUAUCUCGUGGAUGAGAUGUUAUGGUGCUUUCUUUUGUGUUGAUGAUCAGAAAAAUCAUCGAGCCGAUUUGCCCGACGAGGAGUCCGUUCAAUUACCAUUGAAGACGAAUUAUACGGGUCGGAUGUAUUUCGGCGAGUUUCCGCUCUCAUUUGCUGCUUGUAUGAACGACGAGGAUUGUUUCCGAUUGUUGAUUGCGUAUAAGGCAAAUCCAAAUGCCCAGGAUUCAAACGGGAACACUGUGUUGCACAUGUGUGUCAUCCAUGAGAAUCUGAUUUUGGGAAUGGAAGCUGAUGUUAUUUGGUCAUAUGCUGACUCGUCACAGACCGCUUACCCAUUAGCGAAAAUCGACACAAUCAAUGAAGAAAAUGGGGAACUCAACGAGCAGAGCGCUCUAGCGCUUGUUGUUUAUGGGGAAUCGACGGAUCACUUGGAACUGUUGGAUGGCCUUCUCGAAAGUAUCAUCGAAAGCAAGUGGAUUGCUUAUGGAAGGAGGCGUUGGUGCAUCUCGUUGAUCAGUUUCGUCAUCUACUACAUAUUUUUGGUUGCCGCUUUCAGUUUACGACCGAUCAGCAUGACGACAUCGGCUCUCACAAAUCAAAACGUUUGCGAAACGGGUUUACCGGCGAACGACAUCUGGGAAUGGGAGAAACUCGAUCCAGAAAUCGAUUGGAAUACG